AGGUGCGGAAUCCGCUCUGGGCAGCUAAAACAGAGGAAAACAGAGCAUAGAAAUCUCCGUCCGGUUUCAAAGGCGAUGGACUCUGUGUCGCAUGCCGCCGUGAUCAGCAGCUCCAAGCUCAGUUAUGGUGGUCGCGUCUCUUUCAACAAGGACAAAAACCCACUACUACGCUCAAGUGUUGUGUCUUUACGAAACUGGAGGACCCCAUCAAGAAAUCUUGGCGUUUUGGCAGCACAGAUUGGGAACAAAGAGAUUGAUUUCAGCGAUCCUGAUUGGAAAACAAAUUACCAAAGAGAUUUUGAGAGACGGUUUAACAUUCCUCAUAUCACUGAUAUCUUUCCUGAUGCAGACCCAAUUCCCUCUACGUUUUGUCUAAAGAUGAGGACUCCAGUCAUGGAAGAUUUCGCUGGUGGAUAUCCAUCUGAUGAGGAAUGGCAUGGAUACAUAAAUAAAAAUGACAGGGUGCUUCUUAAGGUCAUACAUUACUCAUCACCUACAUCUGCUGGAGCUGAGUGCAUUGAUCCCAAUUGUACUUGGGUCGAACAAUGGGUCCAUAGAGCUGGGCCUCGGGAAAAAAUAUACUUCAAACCAGAAGAAGUAAAGGCAGCAAUUGUUACUUGUGGUGGCUUAUGCCCUGGUCUCAAUGAUGUCAUCCGACAGAUUGUCAUCACACUUGAAAUCUAUGGUGUCAAAAAGAUAGUUGGGAUCCCCUUUGGUUAUCGUGGAUUUUCUGAUGAAGGCCUGAGUGAAAUGCCGCUAUCCAGGAAAGUGGUGCAGAAUGUUCACCUUUCUGGUGGAAGCUUGUUAGGAGUUUCACGUGGCGGACCCAGUGUUAGUGACAUUGUGGACAGCAUGGAGGAAAGAGGGAUCAACAUGCUCUUUGUGUUAGGUGGGAAUGGUACCCAUGCUGGAGCCAAUGCAAUACAUAAUGAGUGCCGUAGACGAAGGAUGAGGGUGGCUGUAGUUGGCGUGCCAAAAACCAUAGACAAUGAUAUUUUGAUGAUGGACAAAACUUUUGGUUUUGACACUGCUGUUGAAGAAGCGCAGAGAGCAAUAAAUUCUGCCUACAUUGAGGCACAUAGUGCUUAUCAUGGUAUUGGCAUAGUGAAAUUGAUGGGUCGUAACAGUGGAUUUAUAGCAAUGCAUGCAUCGCUAGCUAGUGGACAAAUCGACAUAUGUUUGAUUCCAGAGGUACCUUUUCAUUUACAUGGACCUCUUGGUGUUUUGAGGCAUCUCAAAUUCCUAAUUGAGACAAAGGGAUCGGCUGUCUUAUGUGUAGCAGAAGGAGCUGGACAGAAUUUUCUUGGGAGAACUAAUGCUACUGAUGCAUCUGGAAACACUGUACUCGGAGACUUUGGUGUGCAUAUUCAACAGGAGACAAAAAAAUAUUUUAAGGAGAUUGGCGUUCAUGCUGAUGUAAAGUAUAUUGACCCAACAUACAUGAUACGUGCGUGCCGUGCAAAUGCAUCAGAUGGAAUUUUAUGUACUGUUCUCGGACAAAAUGCAGUUCAUGGUGCAUUUGCUGGAUAUAGUGGAAUCACUGUAGGAAUAUGCAACACUCAUUAUGUUUACUUCCCCAUCCCCGAAGUCAUUUCUUAUCCCAGGGCUGUGGAUCCUAACAGCCGCAUGUGGCAUCGUUGCUUAACUUCAACCGGCCAGCCUGACUUUGUCUAAAUUAGUCAGCCCUCCAGCCUUAUACAGCUGAAUUGAGAAAUUUGAAGUUUGCAAAGUUCACCAAAGGAACAGAACGCAAGCCAGAGAAGAUUCUUGGUUAGCUUAUAUGUUCAUUUUAAGCUACCAAAAUAAUACAAACUCCAAAAGAGAAUCAGGUAGUGUAAAGCAUUUCUGCGCCAGUUUACAUAAUCACAAGGCGUGCUUGUAAUAAAUUUACAAGGAUUCAGCCUAGCAAUUCUUGCUUGCUUCCCAGGGCAUCUGUAACUUGUUUUGUAGCGAUAGAUUAUUUGUUGAUUUCAUAAACUCGGCCAUAAUUUACCCACCAGCAUUGCAAGUGGUGGAAUAAAUUUAUUUUCCAAGAA
Messenger RNA from Populus nigra (black poplar), 2036 nucleotides. RefSeq names its product ATP-dependent 6-phosphofructokinase 5, chloroplastic. Gene Ontology annotation, biological process: fructose 6-phosphate metabolic process; glycolytic process. Gene Ontology annotation, cellular component: cytoplasm. The coding region runs from base 76 to 1674 and encodes 532 amino acids. The transcript is spliced from 12 exons. The record is from RefSeq and is a predicted model, not a curated record. Gene Ontology annotation, molecular function: ATP binding; 6-phosphofructokinase activity. NCBI's taxonomy places the organism in Eukaryota, Viridiplantae, Streptophyta, Magnoliopsida, Malpighiales, Salicaceae.